CUCCCUCCCUCAAAUGGUCUCUCUCUUAUUAUUAUUAUUAUUCCUUUAAAAUCUCAACCCCUAAUCUCUCCGUCUCUUUCCCUGUCUAUCUUAUGCACCCUCCUCUCUUUUUCCUGUUUAGUUUUCUUUAAAUACACAUAAACAUCUUGAUUCUUAGUUACUGAAAGGAAGGAAUGACAGCACCAAAUAUGGCAGCAAUCACAGCAUCUUUGGAGAGGUCUCUUCAAAACUGUUCUCUAAAUCACCACCGGCACCAUCAAAGUAGUGGUGGAAGAGAAGAGAGGUCAUCAAGUUCAGAUGAGACAGAUUCACAAAAUCAUUUACUACAGAACUCUGAUACCUCCUUGGAGCUUAAGUCACAUCUCUCUCUUCCUUACCACUGGGAACAAUGUUUAGAUUUAAAGACAGGGGAGAUAUACUACAUAAACUGGAGGAAUGGAAUGAAAGCAAGGGAAGAUCCAAGGAUCACACAAGAUUACAAUGGAGAUUUCUACUCAGAAGAUGACAGCUCGUAUGAUAGUGAGGAGUCAUCAUCACAUUCCCCUCCUCCUUCCUCAAGAGAGCAUUUUAAUAAUAGACUAGAGAAAGAAGACCAUGUCUUGGUUGUGGCUGGUUGCAAGAGCUGCUUUAUGUAUUUCAUGGUCCCAAAACAGGUGGAAGAUUGCCCCAAGUGUGACGGCCAACUUCUUCACUUCGACAGAUCUGAAAAUGGGUCUCCUUGAAUAAGAUUUCUUGUUUGAUUCUUUUUCUUUAAUUUGUUUCCAUGGGUUUCUUUUUUUUCUCUAAAAACUCAUUUGUAUGCCUUUGAUAGAAUUUCAAUGUAUGGAAUGAUCAUGAAACGCGUGACAAAUGAGUUGUAUACCUGUUAGUUUACUACUAAUAUUCCACCAGAACUUUCCUUC
Molecule: messenger RNA, 902 nt
Organism: Populus nigra (black poplar)
Lineage: Eukaryota; Viridiplantae; Streptophyta; Magnoliopsida; Malpighiales; Salicaceae
Product: protein CURLY FLAG LEAF 1-like
Exons: 2
Coding region: 174-722 (182 amino acids)
Molecular function (GO): protein binding
Source: RefSeq, a predicted model, not a curated record